This is a messenger RNA of Xenopus tropicalis (tropical clawed frog), 661 nucleotides long. RefSeq names its product serine/threonine-protein kinase N2-like. The record is from RefSeq and is a predicted model, not a curated record. The coding region runs from base 13 to 636 and encodes 207 amino acids. Gene Ontology annotation, molecular function: protein kinase activity; ATP binding; transferase activity. NCBI's taxonomy places the organism in Eukaryota, Metazoa, Chordata, Amphibia, Anura, Pipidae. The transcript is spliced from 5 exons.
CCCUACUAACAGAUGAGGCACCAAAUAUGUAUAUUAUAUUCUGGCAUUUUCCUGUUUCAGGUGUAUCGGGCACAAUACAGAAAAACAAAAGAGAUCGUUGCACUGAAGGCAAUAGAAAUGCACGACCUGAACAGCUACAAUACAUUUGGACAAAUUGUGCUAGAGCAGCGCAUCCUUAUGCUGGCGAAUAAGGAGAGAUGCCAUUUCCUAGUUGGAUUAUUCGCCUCCUUUCAGACAGAACAUCAUGUCUGUUUUGCUAUGGACUAUGCUGAAGGGGGCGACUUGGUUUGCCAACUGGAUGAGGAUGGAAUAUCAGUAGAGAGAACUCAAUUUUAUGCAGCCUGCAUUGUACUUGGCCUGCAGUUCCUGCAUGAACAUAACAUCGCCCAUAGGGAUUUAAAACCAGAGAAUAUCCUAUUGGAUAGCGAUGGAUAUGCCAAGAUUGCAGACUAUGGACUCAGCAGAGAAGGAAUGACCUAUGACACCUUAGCCUACAGCGAAUGUGGAUCUCUGUAUUAUAUGGCCCCAGAAAUAUUCCGAGAGGGCUACUAUACAAGAUCCGUAGACUGGUGGUCGCUGGGCGUUAUUAUUUAUGAAAUGCUUAUUGGAAAUGUAAGUAUCUAUUCAAAGAAAUAGGGAAUCACUGUCAGCCAUCGUAGGU